AUGAAACACAAAAUACCAACUUUAGAUCUACUAAAAACAACUAGACCAACUAGUAGAUGUGAUUCUAGAUAAUAAUCACGUGUUUCUUUCAGAAUUAUCAUAAAUACUCCAUAAUCUACUACACGUUAUACAAAUCCAUAAACUUCAAGAAUGUUUGAAUAAUCAAUACUUAAAAAUGAUUUAUCAUAACUCAAAUCAAAACAUCGUAAAGUCAAAACUGAGACAGAUCCUGUUGUAUUUUGGGAUUAAGUUUAAAACUAUGGACACAUUCGAACCAUACAACCACCUAAAUUUAAUCAAGAAAAACAAAGCUUAUUGUAUCAAAAACUUAAAAAAAUGAAAAUGGAAAAAGAAGAAAAAAUAAAAAAGGAAUAAGAAGAAAAAGAAAGAAUAAAACUAUUAGAAUAAUAAAAAAAACAAAGAGAACAAUAAGCUAUAGAAUAAGAAAAAAAAAAAAUAAUUGAAUCUUAAAAAUAUCAAGAAUACCUAGCUGAAAAAUAUAAAAUUGAUCGAAGAUUUUCUAUAUUUACUCUGGUAAAUGCAUUAAUGUUAAGAAAAUUACAUUCUAAACCUACAUCUUUUAAAUUAGCCAGAUUAAUUGCCAAUCAAUACCUUAAUCUGUUAAACUAUAAAGCAAUAUUACAUAAAAUUACAAUGUAACAAUCUAAACCCUUAUAAAUAUCUUAAAUUCUAUAAGGAAAUGUUGAAUAAUUAGCUUAAUUGAAAAAUGUAUAACAUAGAUUAAAUGAAGGAUUAAUUUUAAGGAGAAAAUAAACAAGAAUCUUUUUAAAUAAAUAAAAAACUAUUUAUGAAUAAACUUAAGCACCACCUUAAUUUUCAGAACCAGUACUUAAACGUAUUCGUUUUCUUUAAGCUUGUCUUAGAUUAAAAGUUUUUAAAUUAAAUAAGAAAAAUAUUGAACCAAAAUAAAAAGUGAAAACUUAAAAAGUUCAUCCUAAUAGAGUGAGAGCACUUAAAAAAAGAUUAGAUGAUAUUGAUUUUAUAAAAGCCAAUUCUCCUUCUUAUAAUAGUCCACUUUCAUCACCUGGAUUACCUGUAGCAAAUCCUUUAGGAUUAUUUUGUACUUUGUAUAAAGUUACAGAUACACUUAAAAAUUACGAUAGAAUUAAAACUCAAAAAAUGAUAUAAAAAACUAAUGAUUAUUUAGUUAAGAGAGUAUAAUCAUUAUAUUAUCCUGUUAUUAGAUAUGUAUCCAUAUUUUAUAAAAAUGUUGUUGUUUGGUCAAUUUAAUAUUCUGAUAUUACUUUAGAUAGAACAUGUAUUGUACUAUUUUUUAAAGGUGAAGGUAGAUCACAAUAUUUUUAUCGGUUAGAUAUACCUAUUGGAGCUAUACAAAAAGAAGAUAUUGAAGAAUAAAAUUGUAUUACUGUAUGGCCAACUGUUCGUGAUUAUCUUAUGAGUUAUCUUGAAUUAAAAGGAUAAUUAGCUUUAUUAAAUUAAACUAAAUAUGGAUUUGCUAAAAAUUAUAAAUUGAAUUUUAUCUAAGGUUUAUCUAUACGUUCUAGAAAAAACAUUACUGAUGAAGAUAUUAAUGCUAUUGUAGAAACUAAAGAAAUACUCAAUUAUCUCUAAACAUCAUAAAUUGUUAGAAUUAGAAAAAUCUUUGGGUCUGUUUAUGAAUUAUUACCUUAAUUUUAAGAUUGUUCUCUAUUGUCUGAUUCUACUUAAUAUAUUUUAAAUUUACCUCUUGUACAUGAUAUUAUUUUACAAUUAAAAAUGUUAGAACAAUAGAUAUUAGAAUAUAGACGUAACAUUUAUUAAAAACCAUAAGAUUUAUCUACUAGAUAUAAGAGUUUUGUUUUAAAUAAUAAAAACAUACUUAAUUAAAUUUUAGCUUUUCGUUUUGUUCAUAAUAAUAGUAUGUUUUUUUAAGAUUAAAUGUUAGAUGAUAUAUAUGAUCUAUCUCAUAAAUCUAUUUAUAUCUAAUGUGCAACUAUCAAUAUUCAAGAUAUUCUAAAUCAUUAUGACUAUUAAAUUUGUAAUUAAAUCAGUAAAUACUGUCUUAUAAGUCUACAUUUAACUCUCAAGAGUAAAUUUCAUUUUGAUGAUUUAUUAUUCAAUGCAUAAAAACAUUAAGUUAGAACUGGAUUUUAAACUAUUAAUAAUUUUUUUGUAGUUGAUUAUUCACAUUUUGAUUUGAAAUUUAAAUAAGAAUAUUUCAAAGUUAGAAUUGAAGUAACUGUAUUUGAGAGAGAUAAAUCAUUUAAAUUGAGUGAAAAAUAACUUUCUUAGGAUAUUAUACAAUCAAGAAAUGAACGUGCUUUUAAACCAUUAAAAAUGAAAUUAGAUGAUUUCUGUAAAUUAGGUUAAGCUUUGUAAGAAACUACAUUUAAUAAUGGUGAUAUUCAAUAAUGUAAUUUUGAUUAAAUUCUCAAAAAUAUACUGUUUGAAUAAUGUUCAUAUUCACAAGUAGCUGAUCUAGUGUUAAAAAAUGCAUUCACUUUAGAUAUUAAAAAUAAGAAAAUUAUAAUCUAACCUAAGUAUCUUCACAUUUUAUCAAAAACUCACAAUUUUAUAUAAAAAAUGGAUCAUCAAAGUCUUUAUAAUAAAAUUGAUUGUGUUUUUAAAUAUAGUGUAUAUCCCAAUGAAUAACAUGAUAUUAGAAGAGGAUUUGAAAAUAGAGAAAAAGAAAAUUAAAUUGCUUAAUAGUUACCAUUUAAUAAGUUAUUUUAGGAUAUUAAUUAAAUUGAUAUGAGAAUUACAGUUGAAGCUAGAAAGAUUGAAUAAGUUACUGAUUAUGCUUUUGAUUUUUAGGAUUAAUGGAGUGAUUUACACAAAUAAUCUAUGACCUAUAAUAAAUAUUAAACUUUUGAAAUGUUUUCAAGAAAGUUUUUAUUUAUACAUUAAACUAAUUUUAUGAAGAUUAUCUACAUCAAAAAAAAUCAAUCUCCAAUCAUAUUAUAUUUAUAUGAUUAACAUUUAAUUCAUUAAAUUUCUAAUUGUUAAAAAAUGAAUAAAUAUUAAAAAAGUUAAAUCUUAACAGGAAUUAUUCGUGUUUUAUAUUCUCCUACUUCAUUUUUAUAUUUAAAAGAUCAUUAAUUUUAUAACUAUUUAAAAGCAUAAUUGCCCAAUUAUCAUCAAAUAAAAGUAUUAUUAGUAAGUAAUUCAAAAAAACUUUUGUAAUUUCUUGAUAGAUUAGAUUAUAUUUACAUAUUAAAAUUAUGGAAUAAUUAAUAGUGUUAUGUUCAUGUUAAAGUUUAUUAUUUGUAAGAUCAAAAAUAACAAGAAGGUUCAUAAAAAAUUUACUUUUAUGAUAGUGAACAUUUAUUUGUUAGUGUAGAAUUGUAUGAGUUUAAUUCAAAAUUAAAGAAAUACAUUUUAUUAUUUAAUAAAUAUGAUUUAGAAUUAUAAUUUGAUGUUCAAAAGUAUUUUGAUUCUAAUAUCAUAUUUAAUUGGUGUAAAGCUAUAAUUUCAAAUACAAAGUUUGAUAAGAGAUUUUUAUAUAGAGUGCCUUAAAUUAUGAAAUAUAAUUAAAAUCAUUCUCCUGUGAAUUUAAAUAAAUAUAUGUUAAAUUCAAUUUUUAAUAGGUCAUAAUCUAUCAAUGUGAUUUAUAAUGAAAAAGUUACAAGAUGUACAUUUAAUGAAUUUCCAAAAAAUAAUUUUGAUCAAAAUACAACUGAUAAAAAUUAUUUAAACACUGUUCAUAGAAUUUUUAGAGUAAUUGGACAUUAUAUAUAAAAAUUUUAUUUGAUAAAAUAAAAAAAUAAAUAAAAAAUAGUUAAUGAAAUGAGAUUUAAAGAAUUAAAGAAUGUUAAAUUAUUAAAAUAGGAAUUUGUAAUUAUUACAAUACUUGCUCAUACUUAUUUAGAUAUGUUUUAAAUACUUUAUUACUUUCCAAGAAGUAAAAGGAAAUUGAUGACUUAUAUAAAUAUUUUACAUUUUUAGGAGAUGGAUUUUAAAGAUCAUUUUAUUUUUAAUUUGAUUGAUAGUUCUUAAUUUACUGAUUACAAUGAUUUAUCAAAUAAAGAGAAAAUAAAUUAUAUAAAUUCAAAAAAACAUCCAUAAUUAGAUAUGAAUUUAAUAUAGAAGAUUAAAUUAAUAAAAAAAACUGAAUAAUCACCUUUUGAUUUAUAAUCAGCAAGAUAAAAAAAAAAGUUUUCAUAAAAAGUAGGAUUUGCUUAGAUAAGCAAUGAGAUAUUAUUGAAAAAUAAAGUAAUAAAGUAAGCAAUAAAUUAAAAUAAUUAAAUAUCAGAAAAUGUGAUGAAAUUUUUAAGUUUUACAAGAAAAUUACAUAAUUAUGAAGAUAAUCAUGAAAAAUUAAUAGAAAUAUAGAUUUGGAAUAGAUUGUUGAAUGAAGUAUUUUUAUUAAAUUUGGAACAUGAUAAAAAUUUCAAUAAUUUUAAUACAUUGAUGGAGAGAUUAAUGGAAACAUUUGAAGAUUUUUAGGAUUAGAAAAUAAAAAUAAUAGGAAAAGAACAUUUGAUGAAGAGAUAAUCUAUGGAAAAUUCAAGAUAUAAUUAUAAGGUAUAAAGAGAAUUGACAGAGAAAUUUGAAAAGUUGAUUAUAAGCAAUCAUGUUAGAGUUACUUAAUAAUUUAAAUUUUCAAAAAGUAGAUAUAUUUUGAAUACAAAUUUUUAUGAUGGUUAAAUAAUGGAAUUUAUUUGUAGUGCAUAAUUUAGAAUUGAAAGAUUAGGAUCAGCUUAUGUGGAAUGUUUUUUAGAACCGUUAAAUAAUAAAAGAACUGAUAUUUUAAAACCAUUAAAUCCAAUGCCUUAUUCUUCAUCUUCUAAUUAUAAUAUAUAUUUUAGAUAUUACUGUUUAACUAAUUAUUUCUUUAAAGAUAUAAGAGUAAAUCUUAGAGAAUUAUUAAAUUUAUUUAUAGCUGAUGGUUUUUUUAAAUCUUAAACUAAUUAUAUGAAUAGUAAAUUAUCUAUAUCUGAUAUCAUCAAUAUGUGUCAUUAUUUAACAUACAAAAUUAAAACAUAAAACUAUUUAAAUUUAUCAUAAUUAGCCUUAUUACAUUAAGAGACAGCAAAUACUUUAAGAAAAUAUAUUAUAACUGAGAGUGUAGAUCAAUUUUAAACUGAUAAAAAGAAUGAUGGAGAAGGAUACAUUUAUAGUGAAGUAAUUAAAAAAAAGAAUAAACAUCUUGUUUUAUUAUAAUUAUAAUUAUUUCAUACUUAACAUAAAGUUAUAGUAAACAUGUUUGAAAAUAAGACAGAUUACUUUUAAUAAAAAGAAUUAACUUUUACUUAUAUUUAAUCUGUAGCUCCCAAUUUUUAAUUUCUAAUUAAGACACGCAAUUUUUUUAAAGCUCUUUAAAGAUUAGUAGAAGUACUUAAAUAAAAAUAAUGA
Messenger RNA from Paramecium sonneborni, 5316 nucleotides. The record is from the annotation of a GenBank genome assembly. NCBI's taxonomy places the organism in Eukaryota, Ciliophora, Oligohymenophorea, Peniculida, Parameciidae.